CAGAGCUGGCUGAAGCAAGUACUAGGUAUCAAUUGAGGAUGCAGCGGCCGCGUCUUCUACCACGUAAGGCGAUAUGCCUGCGUUCGGCUAGCUAUCUCGGUACGACCCAUAGCGCAAUGCCUAAUUUAAAUCAAUUAGGUACCGUACAACCCUCGAGAAAUAGUUGUUGUUGUUGAAACCCUUUCUCGGCUGCAUAUCCUCAAUCCAAGGUCAUGGAGAACGGGGUUAUACAAGAUGUCCGCAUGGACAAACAGACCCGUCUUCCUAUUCUCCAACAAAUCUCCUUUGGUGUCACUGUCUAUUCCAUUCAAAUAUUGAACACGAUCGUCCAUUGGUACAGAGAACGGACCACUCCUUCCAAGUUCACCCCGAACAUCAUUAAAUAUUACCAAUGCCGACCAUCAUUGUCUGUUAGAAUAUUCUUUCCCAAGUCGUAUGAUCCGAAUACCUCUCAGGCACCUCUUCCCACUUUAUUCAGCAUUCAUGGAGGGGGUUUCUGCUUCGGCGAUCCAAGCAACGACGACAAAUGGAAUUCGAACUUCGCUAGCAUGCACAAUGUGCUAGUUAUCUCCCUCAAUUACCGCAAAGCCCCUUCUUAUCCUUUUCCGACUGCUACCUAUGACCUCGGGGCCCUAAUGCUAGCUACGUUCGACGACGAGAGCCUUCCGAUAGACAAGAGUCGUAUAGCCGUUGGCGGAUUCUCAGCAGGCGGGAGCUUGACGCUCAGCGUAUGCCAAUUACCCUCGAUCCGGGAGAAAGUGAAGCCCAAGGCUGCGAUACCUAUAUAUGCUGUAGUAGAUAAGAGUAUACCAAUGGAGAUCAAGACGCAGACGCGAUACUACAAGCCCGACCUAGGCUCCGGUAUGCGAGCCGAAUCCACUGACUACUUAGAGGCAAUGUCUCCCAUGUUUUUCUGGAGCUACAUCAACCCGGGGACCGACCUCAAAGACCCACUGCUUUCGCCGUAUUUCGCCCCUCGCGAUACCCUACCCCCGCACAUCUUCUUCAUCUCCGCAGAGUUAGAUCAACUGGUACACGAAUCCUGGUGUAUGGCGAGCAAGAUAGCGGGACGACCAGAACCCACAUUCUCAGAAAGAGCGGGUCGAGAGAAGCGAUCUGCUGGGAAAGGAGAGCUCAUUUUGGACGACGAGAGGUUCGCAUUUGAGCAUAAAGACGAGGACGGGAAGAGUAGCGUGCGGUGGUUACUAGUACCAGACCAGAUCCACGGGUUUGAUAAAUUGCCGGAGAAGUGGCAGGGCGAAGAGGGCUUUGAGGAUGCAGGGUUGAAGGAGACGGCUUAUCAGAAACUCGCGGGGGAGUGGUUAUAUGACGUCGCAUGGAAAUAAAUAGAGAGCACUGAGUAAGUCAGGUCUUACAUUCCUGCAUUCCGAAUUCCAAUCGAAAUAGAUAUUAGAGUAUCCACCCUUAAACCCUAUUUUCUUCAACUCUUAAAGUUCCGCUAAUGUACCAUCC
This is a messenger RNA of Annulohypoxylon maeteangense, 1473 nucleotides long. Its product is annotated as alpha/beta-hydrolase. The record is from RefSeq and is a predicted model, not a curated record. Lineage: Eukaryota; Fungi; Ascomycota; Sordariomycetes; Xylariales; Hypoxylaceae. The transcript has 2 exons. Gene Ontology annotation, molecular function: hydrolase activity. The coding region runs from base 213 to 1346 and encodes 377 amino acids.